AUGAAGAAGACGACUGCGGCGGCUCCACACCUAGCGGCGGUGGAAAGCUUUGUCAAUGAUAAUCUAUUCUCUAAUUUCAAGAGUUUUGCAGCUGAAGAUCAACGUGUUUCAGAAAAGGUUAUAAAGAGGGCAUUUUCUGCAACAGGAGAUGAUUUUCUGGCUCUUGUGAAGAAGCAAUGGCUAACAAAACCGCAGAUAGCAUCUUCUUUCAGUUCACCGUAUUACACUUCUGAUACUUGUUAUUUUACCGGGAUAAUUUGCAAUGGCAUGUUGUAUGUUGCAAAUACAGAAGAUUCGAGAGUCGUGUUACGAAGAGUGAAGAAGGGAACAAAGGAAACAUUAGUUGUUCAGUUAUCUGCAGAACAUAAUGUCAACAUAGAAACUGAGAGAAACGAUGUCCGGUCGAAGCACCCUUACAAUCCACAUAUUGUGGUUAUGAAACACUCAGUUUGGCGCGUCAAAGGCAUCAUACAUAUUACAGAAAGAGUAGGGGAAGUAGCUUAUCGCAUUGCUUUACCGCCGAUACUUGCGAAUUUGCACGAUGUGUUUCAGGUAUCUCAGUUGAGGAAAUACACUGCGGAUCCUUCUCUUAUGAUCCAAGUGGAUGAUGUACAAGUGAAAGACAAUCUGACAGUUGAGGCAUCUCCUAUGAGGAUUGAAGAUAGGAAGUUGAAGCAAUUACGUGAUAAAGAGAUAGCGUUGGUCAGAGUAGCUUGGGGAGGACCAACAUGUUGA
Molecule: messenger RNA, 735 nt
Organism: Vicia villosa (hairy vetch)
Lineage: Eukaryota; Viridiplantae; Streptophyta; Magnoliopsida; Fabales; Fabaceae
Product: probable protein phosphatase 2C 46
Exons: 5
Coding region: 1-735 (244 amino acids)
Source: RefSeq, a predicted model, not a curated record